Molecule: messenger RNA, 1359 nt
Organism: Phalaenopsis equestris
Lineage: Eukaryota; Viridiplantae; Streptophyta; Magnoliopsida; Asparagales; Orchidaceae
Exons: 16
Coding region: 7-1176 (389 amino acids)
Molecular function (GO): protein serine/threonine kinase activator activity
Source: RefSeq, a predicted model, not a curated record
CUCUUGAUGACCCUCCAAAAUGCAGUUCCAGGACUUGAUUACGACCGUGACAGAAAGUUCUCGAAGUCUUUUAAAGAAAUGGUUGCGAUGUGCUUGGUCAAAGAUCAAACAAAAAGACCAACUGCUGAAAAAUUAUUGAAACACUCAUUUUUCAAAAAUGGGAAGCCUCCAGAGUUAACUGUCAAAAGCCUUUGGGUAGAUCUGCCACCACUUUGGGAUCGUGUGAAGGCACUAGAGCUUAAAGAUGCAGAACAACUAGCUUUGAAGCAAAUUCCUUUUUCAGAACAGGAGGCAUUGUCCCUGAGUGAGUACCAGAGAGGAGUCAGUGCAUGGAAUUUUGAUAUCGAAGAUUUGAAGAUCCAAGCAUCAUUGAUCGUUGAUGAUGAAGACAUUGUUGAAGCGAAGGAAUAUGACGGAAGCUCGAGGAAUUUCAUCAGCAAUAUGGAGCCAUCCACUUUUGGGUCUACUUCAGAAAAACCAUUAGAUGCUUACCAAAAUUCAGAUAGGGCUGAAGAUGACUAUCAAUUCCCAGGUGAGAGUUCUAGGCAUGAUGCUUGGAAAUUUUCAAGCUUAAGUGGUCCAUUGCUGCAUCCAGAUCGUGCUUCUGGUAAUAGUUUAUCUGCUCCAGCUCUCUCUUUUAGAGGAUACGGUGAUUCUCGGGAGGAUAAGUUGAGGUCGAAUUUGGUUCAAAUAAAAGGAAGAUUUUCUGUUUCAUCUGAAACUGUUGAUGAUGUAAAGGAGUCGCGGCUUAGAAGAUCUGCCAGUACUUCUGAUUGCGUAUUUAAUCCAAAGCCAGUGUCUUCCACUGAGCCUCUAAAGGAAUACCGAAACAUUUCAUUGCCUGCUUCUAUUUUAAUGCCUCAACUCCAAAAUCUUGCUCAGCAAACUUCGUUUCAACUGGAUCUUCUUGCGACUUUUUUGAAUUGCACGCAGCAAAAUGAUCUUGUUUCAACUUUUCAAACAAGAAUAGCAUUACAAACAUUCAAGCCUCCGAAUGACAUUCUGGUCAAAGCUGAAACUACUGGAAGAGAACGUCUCCUGCUUCUUACAAUUUCCCUGCUUCAGGCCAGGAUAAUUAGCCUAACAGAUCAAUUAACUGCUGCAAGGUUGGAAGACGCUGAAUUGCAACAACAAUUCAAUGACGCAUAUUCAAAACACAAAACCCGAGAAGAUUGAUUUCUGAAUUCCGCAACCAUAUCGAGGUGAUAUUUGACGAGUUAGAUCUCAGUGGCGCUGGAUUCUCGAAUAUUUAGGCACAUGGAGCAAACUCUCAUCAUGGGGUCUAACACAUGGGAAAUCGAUAUAUAUAUAUAAUAUCUAAUGAUAUUAUCAGAUAAAUAAAUCAAUUUAUAUUAUAUA